Molecule: messenger RNA, 3335 nt
Organism: Sander lucioperca (pikeperch)
Lineage: Eukaryota; Metazoa; Chordata; Actinopteri; Perciformes; Percidae
Gene: bbox1
Product: butyrobetaine (gamma), 2-oxoglutarate dioxygenase (gamma-butyrobetaine hydroxylase) 1
Exons: 8
Coding region: 294-1643 (449 amino acids)
Biological process (GO): carnitine biosynthetic process
Cellular component (GO): mitochondrion
Molecular function (GO): gamma-butyrobetaine dioxygenase activity; iron ion binding
Source: RefSeq, a predicted model, not a curated record
CUUUAUCUAUAUUGUUUAUUAAACACAUCCGUGUUGGCUCAGGAUUCCAUUAUUCGUUGGGACUGAAAAGUAGAGCAACGUUCAUGCACUUACUCUACAGUGAUUAUGUCAUCCCGUACAGCCUCCCAGUCAACCUUUCACCCACUUUCUCUCUCACACACUGACAACAGCACCCGCAUUUGUGUUGACGGCGCUCGUGGGGAAGAGGAACCCUAGACAAAAUAUUACAUAGAGUUGGUGGCCCUUUCUGAUCUGGAAACAUAGCCUAGUUGCCUGGAGGGGACCAUUCAGAAAUGUGGAUGAGUACAAUUGCACGUCUCGCCCUGCCUGCCCUGCAGAGAAGUACCUCUUCUAUGGCCUGCCAGGCAUUGAGGGCUUGUCGUAGACCGGGGCGGGCUGCAGAUCCACUACCCUCUCGUCUGACUUCAAUGCAGCUUCGUGGGCAGCAGACACUAGGGUCUGCCUCCCUCCCUCUGGCUUGCCACUCAGUGAGGCAUGUCCGGGCUCUGGAUGAAGAGAGGAUGAUGGAGGUGGAGUGGGAGGAUGGAGGCCAAAGUCUGUACCCAUUCACCUGGCUGAGAGACAACUGCCAGUGUCCACUGUGUACCCUGGAGUCUGCUCAGGCCCGGAAACUGUUGAUGUCUGAUCUUGAUAUCCACACAGGAGUCGACGUUGUGGAGGUCACCAAUGAUUACAAGGUGUCCAUUGUGUGGCCCGACCAGCACACCAGUGUGUUUGACGCAGAGUGGCUGAAGAAACGUUGCUUCUCUGCUGCUGCCAGACAAGCAGUGCAAGAAGAGCUUUUCCUUAACGAGCGUUAUUAUUGGGACUCCAAACUGCGUAUUCCCACGGCCGACUACCAGGAAGUCCUUCGUGACGAUAAGGCGGCGCUGGCCUGGCUCUUGGCCCUGCGACGUGUUGGCAUCGUCUACCUGAAGGGGGCUCCGGGAGAGCAAGGCCAAGUGGCCAGACUAGCUGAGCGGAUUGGUUAUCUCAGGCUAACAUUCUAUGGGCACACGUGGCAGGUCCAGGACAAAUACAAUGCAAACAAUGUAGCCUACACUUCAGGAAGGCUCAGUCUCCAUUCCGACUACCCCGCAUUGCACUUCGCACCUGGAGUGCAGUUUCUGCACUGCAUCACCCAGGCCGAGGAAGGAGGGGAGAGCGAGGUGGUGGACGGCUUCCACAUGGCCGAGCAGCUGCAGCGAGAAGACCCAGAGGCCUUCAGGACGCUCAGCUCGCUCCUCGUGGACUACACCGACACGGGGACGGACUACUGCGACUUCAUGCUGCAGUCCAAGAAACGCAUCAUCGACGUCACUGCCGACGGCCGAGUCGAGAGGAUAAACUUCAACAACGCCACCAGAGAUUCGGUGCUGGACCUCCCCGUGCAUCAGGUGCAGCCCUUCUACAGAGCGCUGAAGGCCUACGUGGAUAUCAUGAACCGACCGGAGAACGUAGUCACCUACAGAAUGAUGCCAGGCGACAUAGUGACCUUUGAUAACUGGCGUCUGCUGCACGGGCGAAAGAACUACAUCAGCCGGCCCGACAGGUUGCGACACCUUGAGGGCGCCUACCUGGACUGGGAUGAGGUCAUGUCUCGCCUGCGGAUACUCCGCACCUCAGUCCACGGGAACAUUUGAGCUCCGAUUUAGAGGUAAACGAGUGGCUUUAAUCCGCCAGUUAAGCUCAGCGUUGCUCUCAAACGCCGAGGGCAAAGUGCAAAGACAUUCAAGUAUCUGACAACAAGUCGACAGCUAAAUCUCUGAAUUCUCUCAAGUCAUCAAGCAUCCAAUCUGAAAUGAAAUUUGAGGAAUUACACAAUGAUUCGGAGUGAGGAUGCUUUCCGAAGUCAGCUACAUUUAAAUGAUAGCAACUUUCUAAACAUGUAACAUAGUGCAACACUUCAAUGCAAAGAUUAUGAAAAACACCUUGCUUUCAAAUGUUUAAGGUGCUUUUGGAUUCAGUCAUAGGGACUAGUGACUAAUAAGUUUGAUAAGCUUAAAUUUCCCUGAGUACGGCACAUGAUUAUUUUUAAGAUAAUUCAUCACGCCCAGUUCUCUGGUUAAAUAUUUAGCAACCUGGCUGCCUCAAAAUACCUCUCUAUUAUCUAUGUAACACACUCUAAUCACAGACUUAUGUUUUUCAUGACAAUAAUACAUUUCAACGUAUUGCUCACCAGUCUAUAGUAAACUGUUGGAUAUAUUACUGUAUAUAGGGAGUAGUGAACGUGGGAGUGAGUUCAGACAGAGCCUUUAUGUAAAGUUUUUUUUUCUUACCGCCUGCAACACUAUCUUGCUACCUCUCCUGUUCAAUCCUGUGCCUAAACAUUCAUUCUGUAGAGUUGCAGUCUGAAGUAAAAUUGCCUUAAGUACAGUAGCUGCAAUGCACUGCAGUGUGAAGUUUCUGCAGUUCAACCAAAAUUACAAAGACAUGUGUACUGUCUACUUAACCCUAGUGGCAUCUGGCCAAACAGAAAAGUUUGGGUUCCAUUUUCCCUCGCCACUGUUGCACUAAAUGCUUGCUCUUGGGGGAAUUGUUGGGUCUUUGUAAAUUAUAGUGUGGUCUAGACCUACUCUAUCUGUAAAGUGUCUGGAGCUUGUUAUGAUUUGAUACUAUAAAUAAAAUUGAAUUGAAUUGAAUCGGCUGAGGUUUUGAGAUACAGUGUGCCGUGUAUGUCCAGUGAUGCAUUUCUAGAUUUAGGAUUGAUCAAUAUCGCCACAAAGCUGAAUACCAGCCUGUUAAUUUUUGCUAAAAAAAAUUUCAGAGGACAGAAAAGAUACUUUUGAAACUCCUGCUAAUGCCUUAAUGUGCCUCUAUACAGGAUGAUUGAAAAAUCACGUUGCAAAAACUUGACAGCAAGUUAUCUUUCCAGAAAUGAUGCCCUGAUUAUCUGUAUAAUCCACAGAUGUCACCGUGGAACUCUUUAUCAAAGGGAAACUAUUAACUGGGAGUUCUGUGCAUUAUCCAGACGUUUAGAAAGUUAAACUGAAUGUUUUAAGUGGCACACAUUACCUUUUUUUGACCCCCAGGAGUUUCAGACAAAGCUAUCCUGAGCAUCCAAAAUCCAUAACUAUCCACAUGGCUACCAUGGUUAAGUGAUAAAAUAAUUUUUUUUGUAAUACAAGUAAACUGAUCCUUCAAAUAACCAUAAACUGUUUUGAUGAUGUUCUUAAACGGCACAAUGUGCUCAUGUUUCAAUACGGUCAGUUGGGGAUGGAUGUAUUCUGUAUUCUUGCUCACUCACUGCUGUUACUGAAAGAAAAUAUUUCGUCUUCAUCUUCUUCGCUAGAAAACCCUACCACUUUAUUUCAUUUGUAUGUAACCUAAAAAAA